AUGUCGCAACGUCGUCAGUACCGUCGUGUUGUAAUUGAUGAUUCGUCAUCCAGUGAUGAGGAAACUAACACGGCUAACAACGAUAAGCGAAAGGAACUCGACGAAAGUGACGGUAAAAGUGACGAUGAAUUCCAAGAUUUAAAUCAAUCACUGGAAAAGCUAAAACUAAGUUUCAAGAAAAAGUUCACAUGUUAUGGACAACAAGUGAACAAGACGGAUGAUGAAUUAACAAGCAGUGAAAAUACUUACGUCGAGGACAGCUUUUGCGUGAAAGAUAGUCUCUCAGAAGUCACUUCAUCGAGUGCAUGGAGCGAAGAGAAAUCGCCGUCAGAAAAUCCUGAAAACAUACCGAGUCCCAAAGAAUCUGAAAAAGCAUCAGCAGUAAGUCGCUUUUUAUUUUUCGAGAGAAAAAAGAAAACCGCUGAUUAUUCAACGUAUUUCAAAAGCGAUUUCCUGGAUGAAGGCGAUGCUGAUGCGAAAAUUUCAACACUACUGGAACUGUACCCUGAGCUCAAAGAAAAUGCGGAUCCAGCGCGGUAA
This is a messenger RNA of Gongylonema pulchrum, 540 nucleotides long. NCBI's taxonomy places the organism in Eukaryota, Metazoa, Nematoda, Chromadorea, Rhabditida, Gongylonematidae. The record is from the annotation of a GenBank genome assembly.